AUGGAAACUCUUGAUAAGUUAAAGGCGAAGCGCAAGAUAAUUCGUACUGCUUGUACAAAAUUGAUUAACAAGGCUUAUUUGUUAUUAGAAAGUUGUGAUAUUGAAAGCGAAAGUGAUCAAGAACAACUUUCGGAACAUUUAUCUAGUUUAGAAGCAAAACAAUUAGACCUCAAAAGCCUUAAUAGUGAAAUUGAGGAUUUAAUUUCUGAUAGUGCAUUGUUUGAUAUAGAAAUUCAAAGCUCUUUUGAAUAUGAAGAGCAAAUAAAUGAAGCUAAGUUCAAAAUCAAAAGUAAGAUCAAAAAGUUUAAAACUGAUCAACAGCCUAUCCCACCACUUGCUGCUAAUGGUUCUAACGCAGAAGAGAACCCUGGCAUUUACGCGACCUUACUUCAAACGGCUAACGUCCAGGCAGAAAAUGGUGCCAACAAGAUCAUGGCUAGACUUUUAUUUGACUCAGGAUCACAAAAGUCCUUCUUGCGCUGUGAUCUGAAACAAGCUUUAAAUUUAAAAUCAAUACGCCAAGAGAAGCUUUUAGUUUAUACUUUCUCGAACCGAGAACCAAUCGAGAAAAUAUUCGAUGUUGUACGAUUCAGAAUAAGGAGCAAAUUUCCCCCUUAUCAAUUCUUAAACAUUGAGGCUUUGGCUUCAGAAGAAAUAACUGGCGCGGACGUAUACUCGAACGUUGACCUCAAGCAUGUAAACAAAGUCAUUCCAGCCACCUGCAACCUUUCUGACUCCCUCGAAAAUUCCACCCCUAUCCAGAUCCUGUUGGGGGCGGACUUCCUGUGUAAUGUUCUAAGGGGAGAAGCAAAAAAAAUAAAUAAAAACUUGUUCUUGCAGCCGACACUCUUUGGUGACACUUUAAUUGGACAAAUCCCAGACUUGCAGAAAAGAAAACAUUCUUCCGUAUUUACUGUAUCUUGUGCUGUAGUGGAAACUGAUCUGAAGCGCUUGUGGGAGUUAGAUUCUUUCUUGCUCGAUGGGACUUCGGAAAAUAAAUCCAGGGAUAAUUUAGGUGAUUUCGGGAAAGAGCUUAAAAUAAAAAACGGACGAUAUGAAGCACCGUUGCAAUGGAAAACAAACGAAACGAAAGAAAAAUUAAGUAAUAAUUUUGACGUUGCGGAAAAGAGAUUCAUUUCUUUAGAGAAAAAAUUUAAUAAGGAUCAAGCGUUGUUUGAGAGGUAUAAUGCUGUUAUGCAAGAGCAAGUUAACGAAGGCAUAAUUCAGAUGUGUCAUGACGAAUGUAUUACUGGAUAUGUAAUGCCGCAUAGAGAGGUUUUCAGGGAAACUUCUUCCAGUACAAAAACUAGGAUAGUAUAUGAUGCCAGCAGUAAGCAAGGUAAUAAUAUUAGUUUAAAUGAAUGCCUUCUUUCAGGAGAAAAUUUAAAUCCUAACCUUAUUGAUGUUAUAUUAAAAUUUAGAGAGCAUAAAAUUGGAUUUUGUGGAGAUAUUGCUCGGGCCUUUUUACAAAUAGAAGUUGCGGAAUUGGAUAGGAACUAUUUAUGUUUCUUGUAUUAUAAAAACUGUGAUAGAUCUCAACCAGUAACAAUGUAUCAUUUUAAUAGACAUUGUUUUGGUGUAACUUGCUCACCUUUCGUUUUGGCUGCAACUAUUAAAACACAUAUCAAAGAAUACAGGGAUAAAUAUCCCCUUGCAUAUGAAAUGUUAAAUGAAUCGUUAUAUGUUGACGAUCUCUUUUGUGGAAGUUCCACUGUACAAGAUGCGUUAAAAUUGUCUUUCGAUGCUGUAUCGAUCUUGAAAGAUGCGAAAAUGAACAUGAGAAAAUUCGACACUAAUUCUGAAGAAUUAAAAAAUUUGUGGCGUAACUCUGAUUCCAUGAUUGAAAUUAAUGAACAGGCUGAUUCGCAUCUGAAAGUGUUAGGACUUGUUUGGAACAAUAUCGAUGAUACUUUGGGACUAGAUUUAAGAUCUUUGUUGUCAAACUUGAAUGACAACGAAUGCACAAAAAGAAAUGUGCUUCAUACUGCUGCAAAAUUGUUUGAUCCUUCUGGAUUUAUAUCUCCAUUCCUGAUUCGAAUAAAAUGUCUCUUACAAGAAUUAUGGCAAGCUGGUGUUGGAUGGGAUGAAGUGUUUUCCAGACAAUUAAAAGAAAAUUGGCAUGCAUGGUGUAAAGAAAUUAAAUAUUUGCAAAAUUUUAAAAUCCCACGUUACUAUUUUCCCGGCACAAACUUUAUAAAUAAGGAAGAUUUACAGUUACACGUAUUUUCUGAUGCUUCCUUGAGAUCUUUUGGAGCUGUUGCUUACUUAAGGUAUAAAACUUCCAAGAACUCUUUUCAGACAAGUUUUAAUAGCAAAACAUCUUAA
Molecule: messenger RNA, 2325 nt
Organism: Argiope bruennichi
Lineage: Eukaryota; Metazoa; Arthropoda; Arachnida; Araneae; Araneidae
Exons: 3
Coding region: 1-2325 (774 amino acids)
Source: RefSeq, a predicted model, not a curated record